AUGUCACCACCAAACAAACGUCGCCGGAUUGAGAGCCAAUCCAGCCCAAACGACGGCCUUUCACACGAUUUCGACGUGAACAAAGCUAGGAAGGCGAACAAUCUGCGACUUAAGUCCCGCUUUGAGUCCAUAUUCGAAAAGUACGGGAAGGAUUUCAGCUCCGUUGGUGACGAGAUAGACCUGGCCAAAGGGACCAUCGUGGUGGACAAUGGACAUCUAACAGAGAUGGGAGAUGAGCACGACGUUGGGAGAGGACUUUGGGAUGACUUCCAUCCGGAAGAUGACAGUGAAGCGGAGGAAGAGCAGCAAGGCCAGGAUAUCGAGCCGCUGACGGAAAACAUUGGAGACUCUGAGACGGGGAACACAUUUUUUAAGGAAUGGGUUAUUCAAGACGACUACGAUGCAACGGCCGGAAAGGGGGAACGGGCUUCUGGAAUUGGGGUAGAUCUUUCGUCUAUCUGCCCGGGGAAUCCCCAGCCCGCCGGGGAUUUGGAGACGGGACAAGAGUCAGUGAUUAUACCAAGUCCCCAGGCUGUUGCGAGUGUAAGCAAUUUACGCCGUGAAGAUGAUAAAAGCCAUGGAGAUGACAGUCAGCUUCCUGAAGACUUAUGGGAUGCGCCUCCACUACCCACUACAGCUCUGUCCGCCAGCCUAGAAGAUAUGGAAAUUGCAACAACCCAGAACAUUGAAAGGACGCCCUCCCCAGACAACAAUAGAUCAAUAUGGGCCGCACCCCACUCAAGGCGCAGGCGAAUACCCCAUAUAAGCAAACCGAAGAACCCUCCAAAGAAAACCCCAACACGCAUGUCAAAGUUGGUCCCCAAUGAUUCUGAUUCCGACGACCCAAUUCAGGACCGCACACCGAUAUCCUCUACUCCCAGGCGCCCAACUACUAUUUCUACCAUUUCACCAUCCAAGGAUGCCACGUUUCAAACGCCUGUUGCAUCCAAAGAUAUAUACACCCCACCUCAAAAAGAGCCAAUAUCUACUAUAGAAGGCGACAAUAGGACGACCAAUGGCGCCUCUAUUAGUGAACAGGAAAUACCUCUCAAGGUUAACACGGGCAUCAUUUUGACCGCCAAGGAGAUAACUCCAGGGACUCCAACAUAUCAGCCCAUUCUAGAUCUUGAUAGUGACCCUGGUCUAGCAGUAGCUACACCGCAGAAAGACCCAGAUCCAGGGGUGAGUACCGUUACUGGAAGCCCAGGCAGUGGAAUAACGACUCCAAAAGUCUCGCCUGACAACCUUACCCUUCAGGAGGUAAAGACCCUUAUCACUCUACGGCUAACUAAACGGAAACCAUGGCGUGAAGUAUCCCUGGCUAUUCCGACUCGUUCGCCCGCCCAAUUACGACAGUGGUACUACGCUUACUGUAAAAAAAUCAGCGGCAACUCUCCUUCCUCGGUAUCGUGGACGGAUUCAGAGAAAAAGAAACUUGCAUCUCUCACUCCAGAAGCCAAAAAUUCAUGGGAAACGGUUCAAUCUCAAUUUCCAAACAAGAGCUUAGGGGAUAUACAGCAUGAAUGGAUUAAAAUCUGCCUUGGAGAAACUCUCUGGCAAAGUUGGGUCGAUUCAAAAACUCCCAGCAAAGUAAAAAAGCGGCCAUUUACCCAGGUGUCGCCUUUAUUUCAAACUCCGAUUCGAUCCACCAUCACUGUUUCUUCUCCGCUCCAGUCUAGGUCUGUUCUUAGAAACCCGUCAGUGCAUGUGGUCAGGGAAGAAUCUCCACCUAGUACUGCUGAGGGUCUGAACAAUCGAGAGGAAAGUCCCGAUCCUCUUUCUGAGGCCUUUGAGAGAGCAUGGCAUAGCUCUGGUUUGGCUAGCGUGCAGAUAAGCACACCACCAAUGACUUCUCGCUCGCCUAAGAAGCAUAUGCUAUCAAAUAGUAAGGCCGGGGGAAUUAUUGUACAAGGAGGCGAUAGCUAA
Molecule: messenger RNA, 1926 nt
Organism: Nannizzia gypsea CBS 118893
Lineage: Eukaryota; Fungi; Ascomycota; Eurotiomycetes; Onygenales; Arthrodermataceae
Exons: 1
Coding region: 1-1926 (641 amino acids)
Cellular component (GO): nucleus
Molecular function (GO): protein heterodimerization activity; histone binding
Source: RefSeq, a predicted model, not a curated record